Messenger RNA from Cololabis saira (Pacific saury), 3274 nucleotides. RefSeq names its product aldehyde dehydrogenase 4 family, member A1 (gene aldh4a1). Gene Ontology annotation, molecular function: L-glutamate gamma-semialdehyde dehydrogenase (NAD+) activity. The transcript is spliced from 15 exons. NCBI's taxonomy places the organism in Eukaryota, Metazoa, Chordata, Actinopteri, Beloniformes, Belonidae. The coding region runs from base 123 to 1793 and encodes 556 amino acids. The record is from RefSeq and is a predicted model, not a curated record.
CACCUCCGCCAGUCCUCCCCAGGAACUGCUUCUGUCCGGUUAUUCCUCCGCACAUCAGCUUUGUUCGGGGCUGUGGUGGCAGUUUUCUCCUGUAGUGCUGGUCCUUGGCUCGUGGCGGGAACAUGCUCCACGUGAGGGCGGCCGUGUACCGGUCAUGGAGGGGGUUCAGGACGUCCCCGUGUGCUGCCGUGGAGGUGCAGAAUGAGCCCAUCCUGGGCUUCAAGGAGGGGAGUCCAGAGAGAGCGGAGCUGCUGAAGGCUCUGGACAGUCUGAAGGGGAAGACGGAGGAGAUCCCUUGUGUGGUGGGAGACGAGCACGUUUGGACCAGCGACAUCAGAUACCAGCUGUCCCCUUUCAAUCACUCGCAUAAGGUGGCAAAGUUCUGCUACGCUGACAAGGAGCUCCUCAACAAGGCCAUCCUGGCGUCGGUGGCGGCCAGAAGGGAGUGGGACCUAAAGCCUGUCCAGGACCGAGCUCAGGUCCUCUUCAAAGCUGCUGACGUCCUCGCCGGACCCAAGAGGGCUGAGAUUCUGGCCAAGACCAUGAUCGGCCAGGGGAAGACGGUGGUGCAGGCGGAGAUCGAUGCUGCCGCCGAGCUCAUCGAUUUCUUCAGAUUCAACGCCAAACACGCGAUCGAGCUGCAGGAGCAGCAGCCUCUCGACGCCGGGGGAAGCACCAACACCAUGCUGUACCGGGGCCUGGAGGGCUUCGUCGCCGCCGUGGCUCCCUUCAACUUCACAGCCAUCGGAGGAAACCUGGCAGGAACGCCGGCUCUGAUGGGAAACGUGGUUCUGUGGAAGCCCAGCGACACGGCCAUGUCUGCCAGCUACUUGGUGUACAAGGUCCUGCGGGAGAGCGGUCUGCCCCCCAACAUCGUCCAGUUCCUGCCUGCUGACGGGCCCGUGUUCGGGGAUGCCGUCACCGCCUCGCAGCACCUGGCGGCCAUCAACUUCACCGGCAGCGUGCCGACAUUCAAGCGUCUGUGGAAGCAGGUGGGCCAGAACCUGGACGUGUACAGGAACUUCCCUCGCCUGGCCGGAGAGUGCGGCGGGAAGAACUUCCACUUCGUCCACUCGUCGGCGGACAUCCAGAGCGUGGUGAACGGGACCAUCCGCUCGGCGUUUGAGUACGGGGGUCAGAAGUGCUCGGCCUGCUCCAGGAUGUACGUCCCACAGAGCACGUGGCCCAAGAUCAAGCAGCAGCUGCUGGACGUGCUGAAGAGCGUCAAAGUGGGCGACCCCGUGGACGACUUCAGCACCUUCUUCUCUGCCGUCAUAGACGAUAAGUCCUUCGCUCGCAUAAAGAAGUGGUUGGACCACGCCAAGUCAUCUAAGAACCUCAAGGUCAUCGCCGGCGGCAACUGUGACAAGCAGAAGGGCUACUUUGUGGAGCCGACCAUCGUGGAGACCACAGACCCGCAGGACCCCAUCAUGAGCGAGGAGAUCUUCGGGCCGGUUCUGUCCGUGUAUGCGUACCCUGAGAAAGACUACAAGAAAGUUCUGCAGCUGAUCGACAGCACAUCGCCGUACGCGCUGACGGGAGCCGUGUACGCCCUGGACCAGAAGGUGAUUGACGAAGCCGCCAAAGUGCUGAGAAACGCAGCGGGAAACUAUUACGUCAACGAUAAAUCCACCGGCUCCAUCGUGGCCCAGCAGCCGUUCGGAGGCGCCAGAGCUUCAGGCACCAACGACAAACCCGGAGGCCCUCACUACGUUCUGAGGUGGACGUCGCCGCAGGUGGUGAAAAAGACUCAGCUGCCGCUCACAGAGUGGAAGUAUCCGUACAUGGGCUGAGACCUUCGUCCAUCCAUCCGCCGUCCGGCUGUCCAUCUGUCCAUCUCAUCCCUUUGUCCACUCUCGUCCGUCCUUUCUUUUCCUCUAGCUGUACAUGCAAAGCCAUUUCUGUCCAUGUUCAAACUGUAGAGAUGCACAGACUCCUGGAGCCACAAGGGGGCAACAUGUCAGCCUGAGGGUCCAGGGUUUGUGGAGAGAAAAAAAGAGCCGUCUUCAUUUGUAGCCACUUACGAAGAACCCGUCAGUGCCUCGUGUGUGUAUCUGUGUGUGUGUGUGUUUUGUGUUCCGAAAGGUUUGUCAGAAAUGUAUUUUAUGAAUUCUGUAUCUUAAAUAAAUUCAGAAUUUGUAGGUUUAUGAUGUAAAUUCAGUUGGGUUUUUUGCCUCUGAGUUUGAGAGAUUGUGAAGCCAGAAUUUUUUUUUUUUUUUACAAACUUUUAAGGUCAGGAUUCUGAACUGUUACUUUCAAAUUUACAAGGUUAUAAAUCGGGCAGAGACUCAAAUUUUUUGUACAAAUUUGUACAAUUACAAAUUUGGAUGUCAGGAAGACUUCCAUACACUCAAUGUUACAAGUUAAAGUCAGAAAUUCAGAAUUUGCUUGUAAAUUUCCAAGUUUCUAAACAGAAUUUUUUUUUUCUUUCAAAUUUUGUUGGUUUACAUUUCAUGAAGUCACAUUUUAAUUUUCAAUUUUUAAAGUAAGACAUUUUGAGGUUCUUUUCAUGCAAAUUUGUGAAUGAGUCCAAAAAUGCAGAAAUGUUUUCAUGUAAAUUUUACAAGUGGUUAACCUCAGAAAUGUCUUCCCUUUUUAUUUAUUUUUUGGGGGAGUUUUCUUUUGAAAAUUGGAAGUUCAUACAGUAAAACAUUCUAAGUUUUGUUUUAUCCUGCAAGUUUAUAGUCAGAAUUUUAUUACUUUAUUUAGAGUUUAUUUAGGUCAGAAAUUAAUUUUAUAGGAGGUUUAAGCACCCUUCCCCCCCUGAAAACUAAAUCAUGCACUGGCAUCGUUUCCUUCAGCCUGCAGAGCUGUGAAAUGAUGAUGGAUCCCUCCUCAUCCUCGUCUUCAUCCUCCUUUCCGUCUGUCCCCGUUUGCACUGAAGCAGGACUUGAAUGUGUCCUCCAUCCACACCUCCAUUAACACCGAGGCUGAACGACUGCUUCCUGUUUGAAUGAUGUACCUCUGAUUUAUUUCACUCGACUAAACCAGAAUGUUGUUUUAGAGAAUAAACAAUCACUACCUGAUUAAUUAUUGUUGAUCAAUGAGGUGAAGUGUGUGAGGACAGAGAACCCGCUGAUGUUGAUGGGUUUUUUGGAGACAGACUUGACUGGUCCUGUGGGUUUGGUGGAGGCGUUGCGGGUUUUUCCAGAUCAUCAGUCUUCUUGACGUCUGCUAAAGAACAUUUGCAGGUGUUUCAGCUCUGAAUGUGUCUCGGUUUGUCUGUAAAUGCAGAUAUUUAAUUUUAAACAAUAAAGUCUAAUUUCUUAAUCAA